AGCUAACAAGACAAAGACGAAGCACUCUCCACCUUGGUCUUUCUACGGCUCUCAAAACAGCUCAUUUUUCCCUUUCUUUUUCUUUCAUUCCCUUUGUACGCCAUGACAGCUGAGGCUGCUGUUGGCAACAUCGUGGGCGGCGAUGACGUCGGCAUGCCAACUUUGGCUCGCCAGCCGGCAAUUGAUGAGCCCGGCUAUGUCCACCCUGACUCCGCAGCGCUCUUCUCCGUCGUUCCGUGCGUAAAGGCGAUCCCCAUCUUCGGCAAUGCAGUGGAGCCCUUCGGGCCCAAGUGCGUGACGUCGCUGGGCAUGGUAUACAUCCUCAGCAAAGGCGUCGGCAAGACGUUGCUGACCACCUCCCAGUACGCGAUGUUCAUGAAGAAGUACGGUGUCACGCCGGAGGUGUACCAGCGCAUGCAUGGCAUCAGCUCCAUGGGCUUCUCCAUCAAGCCUCUCACCGCCGUCCUCAGCGACACCUUCUCCUUCUUUGGCUACACGAAGCGGUGGUACAUGGCGUUUUCGUGCAUCGCCGGAGCCGUGUGCGCUGUGGUGUACGGCGUGUUGCCAUUUAAAGAGUCGAGCGCCGGGAUUGCAGGUGCGAUGAUCUUUCUAUCAUCCUUUUGCAUUGCAAACAUCGAUGUGAUGUCGGAAGGCCACUACAGCCGCCUGAUCAAACGCCAACCUGUCCCUGGGGCCGAUCUCAUUUCGUGGAUCUGGGCUUUGAUCAUGGUGGGUCAGGUUAUCGCCUCUGCCAUCCAGGGACCGCUGUCGGACUCUGGCCGUCCCACCAUCGGCAUCUUCAUAUCCGCCGGCUUGCAGGCGGUGUGUGUGUUCUUCUUCAUCUUCAACUGGUACGGUGAGAAGAAAAACGCCGUGGAGCGCCGCGAGGAUUUCGUAUUUUUGCUGAAACAGGAGGCACUGAGGCAGCAGGAGAUGAGCUCGGAGUCCUUCAAGGACGGCAUGGUCGUCUACGGCAACGCACCGGACAACGUGAAGGUUCAGCCGCAGUUUGGCAGUGAAGGCAGUUCUCAGGAGGGUGUCCCGAACGAGCUGGUUCAGUUUGGUGAGCUGGACAACGAGACACAAGAGGAGGAGGAGAUGAACGUUGACUUCGAGGUGCCCACGUGCAUGUGCGGCAUUUUUGGCGUGAAUCAAGAAGUCAUCUUACGCAACGCCUCCGUCGCAGUCUACGGUGUCGUCCUCACUGCGGGUGCCGUCGUCUUGACCAUUCUCAACAUCGUCGGCACGACCUAUCAGCUGCUGUACGGCUGCGUGGUGAUCUCCGUCGUGCUGUGCGUGACUGGCUUCCUCUGCAUCCCGGUGACGAUAAUGAAGGCGAACUUCUUCGGGUGGUGCCAACUCGUGUCCUACAUCAUUAUCACCGGUGCGACGGACAACUUCUACAUGGCAGACGCAGACUGUCUUCCUGAUGGCCCCCACUUCUCGCAGACGUUCUACAACACCGUCGGCGCGGUCAUCGGCAACGUUGCCGGUCUCUUAGGUGUGUACAUGUUCUCGCGCGUCUUCUCGAAGCAGAGCUACCGUGUAACGUUGAUUAUCACCACGCUGGUCCAGGUUUUUGCAAGCGUGUUUGACGUCAUCAUCGUCGAGCGCUGGAAUCUGUAUAUCGGCAUUCCUGAUCACGCGAUGUACAUCAUGGGCGAUGCUGUUGUGUACCAGGUGUGCUACAUGCUGAACUUCAUGCCGCUGAACAUGCUGAUCUCCCGUCUGUGCCCGAAGGGCUGCGAGAGCACGAUGUUUGCCAUCCUGGCGAGCUUCAGCAACUUGGGUACGUCGACGUCGUCCACGAUUGGCGCGAUUUUGAUGGAGACGGCGUGGCCGAUCCGCUCGAAAGCCCCAUGCGACUUCAGCAACUUGCACUGGCUCAUCAUCACCGGUCACCUCAUCACGCCCCUCCUCGCCAUCCCGCUGGUGUUUGUCCUGAUCCCCGGUGCCCGCAUCUGCGACCCCAUCGACCCGAAGGAGGUGGAAGCCCUGUCCAUCUUUCAGAAGUGGCUGAACAAGUUCAACGCCACGUCCAACACUCCCGCUGCAGCAGAAAUCAGUCGUCUCCUCGGAGGAACAGUCUUAAGAAAAGAAAAGGAAACGAGUGUUUACCUCCAGGUGCGUGCUGUCGCUUCGACACAUCUUGCUGAUUUUGGAUGCGCAGUGCUUUUCAAUGGCAGGCACACAAACCCUGCCGCACUUUGUUUCCUAAAAUAUGUUACCUUUGCUACUUCUUCUUUAUUUCUUUUGAAAGUGUUUUGUACUGACAGCGGAUGCGACUGUUUAUGUAAGCACAGAAAGUGA
Messenger RNA from Leptomonas pyrrhocoris, 2310 nucleotides. RefSeq names its product putative pteridin transporter. NCBI's taxonomy places the organism in Eukaryota, Euglenozoa, Kinetoplastea, Trypanosomatida, Trypanosomatidae. The coding region runs from base 103 to 2310 and encodes 735 amino acids. The transcript has a single exon. Gene Ontology annotation, cellular component: membrane. The record is from RefSeq and is a predicted model, not a curated record.